Molecule: messenger RNA, 8047 nt
Organism: Hippopotamus amphibius kiboko
Lineage: Eukaryota; Metazoa; Chordata; Mammalia; Artiodactyla; Hippopotamidae
Gene: DOT1L
Product: DOT1 like histone lysine methyltransferase
Exons: 28
Coding region: 248-5419 (1723 amino acids)
Biological process (GO): heterochromatin formation; DNA repair; DNA damage checkpoint signaling
Cellular component (GO): nucleus
Molecular function (GO): histone H3K79 methyltransferase activity
Source: RefSeq, a predicted model, not a curated record
CCGGCCCAAGAUGGCGGCGGCGCUGGAGGCCCCGGGCCUGUGACCACAAAGAGGGAGCCGGGGGCCGGACGGGAGCGCGGCGGCGGCGGCGGCGGCGGCUGAGGCCCAGGCCAGGCCCCCCUCCCCUCAGCCUCCCGCCCGCCCGCCCGCCCGCCCUGCUCCGCCCGCCCGCCCCGCCCCCGCCGGCGGCGCCCCGCCCCUCCCCCAACCGCCCGACUAGCAUGGUGCGGCGGCCGCGCGCGCGGACAUGGGGGAGAAGCUGGAGCUGAGGCUCAAGUCGCCCGUGGGGGCCGAGCCCGCCGUCUACCCGUGGCCGCUGCCGGUCUACGACAAACACCAUGAUGCUGCUCAUGAAAUCAUCGAGACCAUCCGAUGGGUCUGUGAAGAAAUCCCAGAUCUCAAGCUUGCUAUGGAGAACUACGUUUUAAUCGACUACGACACCAAAAGCUUCGAAAGCAUGCAGAGGCUCUGUGACAAGUACAACCGGGCCAUCGACAGCAUCCACCAGCUGUGGAAGGGCACCACGCAGCCCAUGAAGCUGAACACGCGGCCGUCCACGGGGCUCCUGCGCCACAUCCUGCAGCAGGUCUACAACCACUCGGUGACCGACCCGGAGAAGCUCAACAACUACGAGCCCUUCUCGCCGGAGGUGUAUGGGGAGACCUCCUUCGACCUGGUGGCCCAGAUGAUCGACGAGAUCAAGAUGACGGAGGACGACCUGUUCGUGGACCUGGGCAGCGGAGUGGGCCAGGUGGUGCUGCAGGUCGCCGCGGCCACCAACUGCAAACAUCACUACGGAGUCGAGAAAGCCGACAUCCCAGCCAAGUACGCGGAGACCAUGGACCGAGAGUUCAGGAAGUGGAUGAAAUGGUACGGAAAAAAGCAUGCAGAAUACACACUGGAGAGGGGAGAUUUCCUCUCGGAGGAGUGGAGAGAGCGGAUCGCCAACACGAGUGUUAUAUUUGUGAAUAACUUUGCCUUUGGUCCUGAGGUGGAUCACCAGCUGAAGGAGCGGUUCGCAAACAUGAAAGAAGGUGGCAGAAUCGUGUCCUCGAAGCCCUUCGCACCCCUCAACUUCAGAAUAAACAGUAGAAACUUGAGUGACAUCGGCACCAUCAUGCGCGUGGUGGAGCUGUCGCCGCUGAAGGGCUCGGUGUCGUGGACGGGGAAGCCGGUCUCCUACUACCUGCACACCAUUGACCGCACCAUACUUGAAAACUAUUUUUCUAGUUUGAAAAAUCCAAAACUCAGGGAGGAACAAGAGGCAGCUCGGCGCCGGCAGCAGCGGGAAAGCAAGAGCAACACGACCACCCCCACCAAGGUGCCUGAGAGCAAGGCGGCCGUGCCUGCAGACACCCCCGUGGACUCUGGUGCUGAGGAAGAGAAAGCCGGGGCGCCCGCCAUCAAGAAGCCUUCCCCCUCCAAGGCCCGGAAGAAGAAGCUGAACAAAAAGGGCCGCAAGAUGGCCGGCCGCAAGCGCGGGCGCCCCAAGAAGAUGAGCGCCGCCAACCCCGAGCGCAAGCCCAGGAAGACCCAGAGCGCACUGGACCUGCUGCACGCCCAGGCCGUGUCGCGGGCGGCCUCGCCCUCGCCGCAGGACGUGCACAGGCCGCCUCGCAGCCCGUUCUACCAGCUACCUCCCAGCGUGCAGCGGCGCCCCCCCGAGCAGCUGCUGCUGGCCCCCACCCCGCCCGCGCUGCACAAGCUGCUAGAAUCCUUCAAGAUUCAGUACCUACAGUUCCUGGCGUACACGAAGACCCCUCAGUACAAGGCCAACCUGCAACAGCUGCUGGACCAGGAGAAGGAGAAGAACGCCCGGCUGCUGGGCGCCGCGCAGCAGCUCUUCGGCCACUGCCAGGCUCAGAAGGAGGAGAUCAGGAGGCUCUUCCAGCAGAAGCUGGACGAGCUGGGCGUGAAGGCGCUGACCUACAACGACCUGAUCCAGGCGCAGAAGGAGAUCUCCGCGCACAACCAGCAGCUGCGGGAGCAGACGGAGCAGCUGGAGCGGGGCAACCGGGAGCUCAGGAGCCAGAGCCUGCGGCUGCUGAAGGCGCGGUGUGAGGAACUGAAGCUGGACUGGUCCACGCUGUCCCUGGAGAACCUGCUGAAGGAGAAGCAGGCCCUGAAGAGCCAAAUCUCGGAGAAGCAGAGGCACUGCCUGGAACUGCAGAUCAGCAUCGUGGAGCUGGAGAAGAGCCAGCGGCAGCAGGAGCUCCUGCAGCUCAAGUCCUGCGUGCCGCCUGAUGACGCCCUGUCCCUGCACCUGCGCGGGAAGGGUGGCCUGGGCCGGGAGCCGGAGGCCGAGCCCGGGCGGCUGCACCUGGAGCUGGACUGCGCCCGCUUCUCCCUGCCCCACCUGAGCAGCGUGAGCCCGGAGCUGUCCAUCAACGGCCACGCGGCCGGCUACGAGCUCUGCGGCACGCUCGGCCGGCCCUCGCCCAAGCAGAACACGCCCCAGUACCUGGCCUCGCCGCUGGACCAGGAGGUCGUGCCCUGCACCCCCAGCCACGGCAGCCGGCCCAGGCUCGAGAAGCUGUCCGGCCUGGCCCUGCCCGACUACACCAGGCUCUCCCCCGCCAAGCUGGUGCUGAGGCGCCACCUGAGCCAGGACCACGCGGCCGGUGGCAAGGCGGCUGCCGGUGAGCCGCACCCUCGAGCCGAGCACCCCAAGGAGAACGGCCUCCCGUAUCAGAGCCCCGGCAUCGCCAACGGCAUCAAGCUGAGCCCCCAGGACCCUCGGCCCCCGUCCCCCGUGGCCUUGCAGAUGGCGGGAGAGAAGGGCCCUGAGAAGGGCGUGAAGGAGCGCGCCUACGCCAGCAGCGGGGAGGCCAUCACCAGCCUGCCUGUCAGCAUCCCGCUCAGCACCGUGCAGCCCAGCAAGCUGCCCGUCAGCAUCCCCCUGGCCAGCGUGGUGCUGCCCAGCCGCGCCGAGAAGGUGAGAAGCACCCCCAGCCCCGUGCCACAGGCCCGAGAGUCCUCCUCCACGCUGGAGAAGCAGAUGGGUGCUGGCGCCCACGGCGCUGGGGGCAGCACUGCUGGGAGCAAAAGCCUCGCCCUGGCUCCCGCAGGCUUCGCGUACACCGGCGCGGUGGCCAUCAGCGGGGCCCUGGGGGGCAGCCCGGCCCCGCUCGCUCCUGGAGCGGAGCCCCCCACCCUGGACGAGUCUUCCAGCUCCGGGAGCCUCUUUGCCACCGUGGGGUCCCGCAGCUCCACCCCGCAGCAUCCGCCGCUGCUGGCGCAGCCCCGCGCCUGUGGCUCCGCCUCGCCCGCGCCCCCGCUCUGCACCAGUCCGCGGCUCGGCCCCCAGGGCCCGCUCCCCGAGGCCGGCAAAGGGGACCUGCCCCCCGAGGCCGCUGCCUCGGACCCCGAGAGCGAGGCCAGGCGGAGGAUCAUCUUCACCAUCUCGGCCAGCGCCAGCAGUGCCAGGCAGUCGCCGUCCAGCAAGCACAGCCCUCUGCCCUCGGGCACCCGCGGCGAUGGCGGCCAGGGCCACGGGCAGGACAGCCGCAAGCGGGGCAGGAGGAAGCGGGCGUCAGCAGGGACCCCCGGCCUCAGCUCGGGCGUGUCCCCCAAACGCCGGGCCCUGCCAUCUGUCGCCGGCCUCUUCACACAGUCUUCAGGGUCCCCCCUGAACCUCAACUCCAUGGUCAACAACAUUAACCAGCCUUUGGAGAUCACGGCCAUCUCUUCCCCCGAGAGCUCCGUGAAGAGCUCGCCUGUCCCCUACCAGGACAAUGACCAGCCGCCCGUGCUCAAGAAGGAGAAGCCCCUGAGCCAGAGCAACGGGGCCCACUACUCCCCCCUGACCUCAGACGAGGAGCAGGGCUCCGAGGACGAGCCCGGCAGUGCCAGAAUCGAGAGAAAAAUUGCAACAAUCUCCUUAGAAAGCAAAUCUCCUCCAAAAACCUUGGAAAACGGUGGCAGCCUGGCGGGAAGGAAGGCAUCGGCCAGCGAGCCGGUCAACAGCAGCAAGUGGAAGUCCACCUUCUCGCCCAUCUCUGACCUCGGCCUGGCCAAGGCCGCCGACAGCCCGCUUCAGGCCGCCUCCGCUCUGAGCCACAACUCCCUGUUUGCUUUCCGGCCCGGCCUGGAGGAGCCCGGCGCGGCUGACGCCAAGCUCGCCACCCACCCCAGGAAGAGCUUCCCGGGCGCGCUGCCAGGGGCGGGCGGCCUCAGCCCCAGCAGCCACCCCGCCAGCGGCUUCACCCUGGGCGGGGGCCUGGCGGCCGACCUCAGUUUACACAACUUCAGCGAUGGUGCUUCUCUCUCCCACAAGGCCCCCGAGGCGGCUGGCCUGGGCGCCCCCCUGAGCUUCCCCGGCCCGCGGGGCAAGGAGGGCGGCGCUGCAGAGCCCGGCCCCUUCGUGAACAAGAGGCAGCUGGAUGGACUGGGCCCGAAGGGCGAGGGGGGCCUGCCCGCGUGUGGGCCCGCGGACAAGGCCUCGAUGAUGCACGGCAAGGCGGGCAAGGGCCGUGACCGUGAGCCCGACGUCAAGAACGGCCACAACCUCUUCAUGGCCGCCGCCGCUGCCGCCGCCGCCGCGCCCCCCGGGGGCCUCCUCAGCGGCCCGGGCCUCGCCCCGGCGGCGUCCUCAGCGGGCGGCGCGGCCCCAUCCGCCCAGACCCACCGCCCCUUCCUGGGCGCCUUCACCCCCGGCCCGCAGUUCACGCUGGGCCCCAUGUCCCUGCAGGCCAGCCUGGGCCCGUCCGUGCUGCAGUCCCUGUUCAGCUCCGUGCCCGCCGCCGGCCUGGUGCACGUCUCGACUGCCGCCACCAGGCUGACCAACUCGCACGCCAUGGGCAGCUUCUCCUCCGGGGUGGCCGGCGGCGCCGUUGGAGGUGUCUUUAACCACGCGGUGCCUCCCGCCUCCGCUCAUCCGUUUGGAGCCAGUUUCGGCAGUGGGGCUGCGUGUCGCAGCGCCACGCUGAGCUUAACCCCGCUGCAGGCGGUGGCCAGCACCCCGGCCUCUUCCUUUCAGGCCGCGUCCUCUGCGGAGCCGAGGCUGCCCCCGCCCCCUCCGCACCUGGGCCGGCCCCCUCCGGGGCAGCCCGCCCUCCACGCACCCCCCCCUCCUAACGCCGCCUUGCCUCCUCCCCCCGCGCUGCCCCCGGCUAACUCCGAGCCCGCGCUUCUGCAGAGCCUCGCGUCCCUCCCGGCUAACCAAGCUUUCUUACCCGCCUCCUCUGCCGCCUCUCUGCCGCCUGCUAACGCCUCUCUGUCCAUCAAGCUCGCCUCCCUCCCACACAAGGUGUCCCGGCCCUCCUUCACGGUGCACCACCAGCCCCUGCCCGGGCUGGCCCUGGCCCAGGCCGCGCCCGGGAUCCCGCCGGCCAGCUCCACGGGGCCGCCCGCCGUGUGGGUUUCCCUUGGCAUGCCGCCUCCGUAUGCCGCGCGCCUUGCGGGGGUUAAGCCGCGAUAAAGACCUUGCUUAGCUAGCAGUUCGUAUUCUGUAAGGUAAGGCUAGAGCCCGACCGGGCGGCCCGUACGAGAACCUGAAUUGUCCUUCCCUUUGCAGAGAGCAGGCGGGCCCGCAGGGCUCGGUGGAGGGGCCCAGGGGCCGAGGCUGCGCUCCUGGGGCCGGGAGGUGCGCAGGCAGAGAGCCAGGGAGGCGAGGGAACGGGGCGGCCUGAGCGCGCCUGAGCUCGGGGCAGGGCGAGGCGGGCCCUCCCCGCGGGUCGCCUGGCGAGGGGACCAGGAGGAAUUGAACGAGGCUGACGUCCUGGCCCGUCGAGCCCAGCUCAAGCUUGCCGCCACCCUAGGCUUGGUGUCCGCAGCAGCCAGGGAUCCGGGCAGCUCCCGUGUGGGGUCGUGGGGGCGGCUCAGAAGCCCAGCUCUGCCUGUGUACGCUUCUGCGCCCCUCAGCCCGUUUCCUUGAACACGCCCCGUAGUGUUUUAGGUAAACUCAACGCAUGUAAGGCCCCUGGUACACAGCACGUCUUUAAAAGCUGGUGGCUGUCUGUUGGGCUCCUUAGCUAGAGGACCUGCCUGCAGGGGCUGAUGGGCAGCGGGCUGAGCGCGGCACCAGCCACAGGAGGAGUGCCGGGCUUGUGGGCAGUGCCCGGUACUUGUGGCCGAGGCCUGGCUCCUCCCGCCUCCGGAAGGCACCAUCAGUGUGGGGUCCGUGGAGACAAGCGUAGGAAGGGCCCGCCUUUGGGAGCUGGGUGGAGCAGGUGUCCGCAAGGCCUCCAGGGAGGAUCCCUGUGCCCUCUGCUGGCUGCAAGGCAACAUUAGCUGGGCCCGGUGCCGCUGGCCCGGCCACUGCUACCGCCACGUCCACAUCCCCGGGGUCCAGGACCGGAGCAGAAACGGCACUGGGGCCGGGCUGGGGGGUCUAGCCUGCCGUCCUUGGAUGUCUGUUGUGUGUUUAAGUGGAAACAGAUGGGAGGCCGCUGGAGUGACAGCCUCCUGGUCAGGUUGCAGGCCAGCGGACAGCCUUACCCGAGGCCGGGGGAUGGGCUGUGCCUCGGUUGUUGGAAAAGCCCAGAAGGUAGGGUGGCUUAGUGUGCAGUGGCCUCACGCCAUCAGAGGAGCUUGGAGAGGGCAGACGUGCACGUGGCGGUUGGGGGUCAGGCCCACAGUGGACCCCGCCCCGUCCUGGCUGGGCCGCCCUCACUCCCGGGGAGCGUGGCCCAGCGUGGGGACCGGGGACGGGAGGAGAGGAGGCCAGGACCCGGCCAGCGCCCCACACACACUGCAAGGGCCGGGCUUGGGGUCCUGCCACCACCACAUCCGUCUCCGUCGGUCCGUCUGUAGGCAGCUCUGGCUCCCUGGCCUGGGGGCGCGUCUGGCUGGCGCGGGCGCGAGGCUGACGCUGCGCUGCCUUUCCUCCCACGCCGUGUCCGCAGGUAACUAGGAUUUCUACCUCAACCGCGAGACUAUGCAAGGACGGGGCUGGCCGGCGGCGCGGGGCCCCCCGCGGGACGGAGAGGACGGACGGAGGCCCGAGGACAGGCUCUACUGUGAACGCGUGCCGCACAGGCCUGCGCAGACGGCUCGCUGGGGCCUGGCUCCAGCCUGUACUGUCGAUAGUUUUAGAUAAAGUAUUUAUCGUUUUUUAAAAAGUAUAAACAACUUUGACUUAUUUUAUUCCACCGAAGUCGUAAAGGCAACCUAUUGAGAGAUGUAGAUACUAUAUAUGAGAGGAUCUAUAUAAAGACAUCGCCGAAGGACCGGCCCACCGCGGAGAUGCCGCCAGCCGGCCCGGUGCUAUCUCGUCGCCAGGCUCGCGCCUCCACGUGCUCUUGGUGCUGACUCUCGAGGUUGACCACGCCAACGCCAGGCCCUGACGCCUGCCCUAUUUAUUCCCGCCGUUCUUCCUAUACCAAAGGCCCCGUCUCCGGGCUGAGGCCCGCCCCGCCAUCACUGUGAACGGCCUCGGCUCAGCCCUCGGCCGGGAUCGCGCCUUUGGCAUAGGAACGGCGGUCCUGCGCAGCCAGGCCGCGGCGGCGGCGCCUCGUGGAGGGGACCCGCUGUGAGUGGUGCUCGUAAGGAGGGUCUGGUACCCGCCUCUGCUGCCCGGCGGCUUGUGUGACAAGUGCAUUUACUUUUGUACGUCUCCGCUCGCCCUGGGCUCACGCCGCAGCCCACCCUGUGAAGGGUGGCUCCUGUGGUGGCCGGGGACGCGGGCGGGCCAGUCGUGGGUGCCUGGUGUGUCUACAGGGGAGUCACGCUGACGGGUGACAGUAUUUUAUAGAGAUGUGAUGAAAAUUUAUAAAUUUCAUAGACUUGACUUCAUUUAUUUUUAGAUUGUAUGAAUACACAGUAAACUAAAGAGAAAGAGGAAGAAAAAAAAGUGAGGGGAAACCUCCCUGUCUAUUUAAGUGCACAGCGGCACUAGCCCCGGGCCCGCCCGCCCGCCACCCUGCAGCCAGGGUGACACCUGCCCCACCUGAGCGGCCACGGUGGUGCCUGGGAAAGGAUGUGCUGGGGGUGGCCGGCCAGCAGGGCUCUCAGCCCCUCCAGCACAGCGUCUGUGGGCGGCCCUGGGUCCCGGGGCCCUGCGUGCAGCAGUGUUGUCUGUGUGCCUCUUGGCCCCCAAAAGGGCCGG